This is a messenger RNA of Jaculus jaculus (lesser Egyptian jerboa), 2528 nucleotides long. It is a transcript of the gene Slco4c1, whose product is annotated as solute carrier organic anion transporter family member 4C1. The record is from RefSeq and is a predicted model, not a curated record. Bases 1 to 2172 code for a protein of 723 amino acids. The transcript is spliced from 13 exons. Gene Ontology annotation, biological process: transmembrane transport; sodium-independent organic anion transport. Gene Ontology annotation, cellular component: membrane. NCBI's taxonomy places the organism in Eukaryota, Metazoa, Chordata, Mammalia, Rodentia, Dipodidae. Gene Ontology annotation, molecular function: protein binding.
AUGAAGGACGUCCGAGGCGUCGAGAACCCGGCUUUCGUCCCGUCCAGCCCCGAGCCCCCGCGCCGCGCGCCCGCCUCGCCCUCGCAGGUGGCCGUCUCGGCCCCGCCGGGCACCCGCCGCGGUGAGGGGGACACGCGGGAGCCCCCGAAGUCACCGGAGCCGCCGCCGCCGCCCUCGGCCGCUCCCGCCACCACCCCGCAGCCUCCCGGGAGCCCGGCGGGCUCGGAGCUCGAGGAGGGGCCGUGCGGGUGGAGGGACUGCCGCCCGCGCUGCCUGCAGCGCUGCAACACGCCGCGGGGCUUCCUGCUGCUCUACUGCCUGCUGGCCCUCACGCAAGGUAUUGUGGUGAAUGGCCUGGUAAACAUUAGCAUUUCCACUAUUGAAAAGCGCUAUGAAAUGAAGAGCUCCCUGACAGGCUUGAUUUCCUCAAGCUAUGACAUCGCGUUCUGUUUACUCUCUCUGUUUGUGUCCUUCUUUGGUGAAAGAGGACAUAAACCAAGAUGGCUUGCAUCUGCAUCAUUUAUGAUAGGACUGGGAGCACUGGUAUUUUCCUUGCCACAGUUCUUCAGUGGGACAUAUAAGCUGGGCUCCAUUUUUGAAGAUACUUGCUCCACAACAAGGAACAGCACCGGCUGUAUCUCCUCAACCUCUUCCCUGUCGAACUACUUGUAUGUGUUCAUUUUGGGACAACUGCUGCUGGGGACUGGAGGAACCCCUCUGUAUACCUUGGGAACAGCCUUCAUCGAUGACUCAGUGCCUACUCACAAAUCUUCUCUCUAUAUAGGCAUUGGCUAUUCUAUGUCAAUCUUGGGCCCUGCCAUUGGCUACGUGUUGGGUGGACAGUUGUUGACCAUGUACAUUGAUGUUGCUAUGGGACAAAGCUCUGAUGUCACUGAGGAUGAUCCCCGGUGGUUGGGCGCGUGGUGGAUUGGAUUUCUUUUAGCGUGGCUCUUUGCUUGGUCCUUGAUAAUGCCUUUCUCCUGUUUUCCAAAGCAAUUGCCAGGUACAGCCAAAAUUCAGGCUGGCAAAACUUCCCAGACACACCAGAAUAAGAGCACUUCCUUUCAGCACGUGGAUGAGAACUUUGGAAAAAGUAUUAAAGACUUUCCAAUGGCUCUAAAGAAUCUGAUGAGGAAUACUGUCUUUAUGUGUUUAGUUCUGUCAACUUCUUCUGAAGCAUUAGUGACUACUGGAUUUGCUACAUUUUUACCUAAAUUCAUAGAAAAUCAGUUUGGAUUGACAUCCAGCUUUGCAGCCACCCUUGGAGGGGCUGUCUUAAUUCCUGGAGCUGCUCUUGGUCAAAUUUUAGGUGGUGUUCUUGUUUCAAAGUUCAAAAUGACCUGUAAGAAUACAAUGAAGUUUGCACUGUUCACCUCUGGAGUGGCGCUUCUCCUGAGUUUUGUGUUUAUUUAUGCCAAAUGUGAAAAUGAGCCCUUCGCUGGUGUGUCUGAGUCAUACAACGGGACAGGAGCACUCGGAAAUUUGACAGCCCCUUGUAAUGCUCGUUGUAACUGUUUGAGAUCCUAUUAUUAUCCCCUCUGUGGAGGGAAUGGAGUCCAAUAUUUUUCUCCCUGCUUUGCAGGCUGUUUAAACUCUGUUUCAAAUAGGAAACCGAAGAUGUAUUACAACUGCUCCUGUAUCGAGGGGAAAGUAGACAUUGCACCUACCACAGAAAGUUUCAGUUUUGAAGCUAAAGCUGGAAAAUGUGAAACUAAAUGUAUGAACUUGCCCAUAUUUCUUGGCAUUUUCUUCAUUACAGUUAUUUUCACCUUUAUGGCUGGUACUCCUAUAACUGUGUCCAUACUGAGAUGUGUUAAUCACAGGCAACGGGCCCUAGCAUUGGGAGUACAGUUCAUGUUACUGCGAUUGUUGGGCACAAUCCCUGGACCCAUUAUAUUUGGUAUCACAAUAGACAGCACGUGUAUUCUCUGGGAUAUUAAUGACUGUGGCAUUAAAGGAGCCUGUUGGAUUUAUGACAAUAUCAAGAUGGCCCACAUGUUGGUAGCAAUAAGUGUUACUUGUAAAGUGAUCACCAUGUUCUUCAAUGGACUGGCAAUCUUUUUGUAUAAACCACCGCCAUCAGGCACAGAUGUGUCAUUUCAAAGCCAGAAUGCAGUUGUGUCUACUGUCUCAUCACAACAGGAGCUCAACAAAGCAGAAAAUGAAGGAUGAAAGAGAAAAAGAUUGUUUUGGAAAAUGGGCCUCCAUCUGUCGUAACCCACAGUGCAGCAACAGUGUCUACCUGACGUGGCUGAGUUCAUGUUUCACCAUCUCGUAUGAUUUUCAUCUGUAUAGGCACUCUUAUUUUAAUUCAAUACAAGAAAUAGGCUAGUGCCUUCUGGUUCAACAAAGGCUUACUUACCACACACGUUCUUACUUACUUUCCACUAAAUAUGAAAUCCUCAAAUAAUAACAACAAAAAGCCAGUAACCACUAGUUAAAUGUCUACAAUAGGAAAGUACUGAUUUUUUUAAAGUUUUGUUUGGUUUUGUUUCAUGUUGUUUUGGAUUUAAGUUCUAGCUCUAGCC